Saitoella complicata NRRL Y-17804 is the source of this 540-nucleotide messenger RNA. Its product is annotated as DNA-directed RNA polymerase I subunit A12. Gene Ontology annotation, molecular function: zinc ion binding; DNA-directed RNA polymerase activity; nucleic acid binding. Gene Ontology annotation, cellular component: RNA polymerase I complex. The transcript is spliced from 2 exons. The record is from RefSeq and is a predicted model, not a curated record. Gene Ontology annotation, biological process: termination of RNA polymerase I transcription; DNA-templated transcription. NCBI's taxonomy places the organism in Eukaryota, Fungi, Ascomycota, Saitoellomycetes, Saitoellales, Saitoellaceae. The coding region runs from base 109 to 477 and encodes 122 amino acids.
GUGCGAUAACAUAUUUUUCUGGGAGCCCGGUGCACGGGCCUGCAGCCGAUAGAGCUUAUCCUCGUUACACCCUCCUCGAUCCUUCUCUCUCCCUCCCACUCCGUCAAAAUGUCUAUCGUCGGUGGUCUCAUCUUCUGCCAAGACUGCGGCAACCUCCUCGACUCCUCCUCCUCCGACGCCUUCAUCGUCUGCAACCAAUGCGGCGCCUCCCUCUCUACCUCCGCUCUCUCCAACCUCGAAGUCCGCACCCACUCCUCCCCAACCGCCUUCCCCUCCGCCCUCCGCCAAAAACAAUCACUUGUCCAGGGUCUCCAAACACAGGAACAAGAAGAAGCAGCUGUUAUCGAGGAGAAGUGCCCGAAUUGCGGGAAUGAGGAGAUGACGUUUCAUACGUUGCAGUUGAGGAGUGCGGAUGAGGGGGCGACGGUGUUUUAUAAUUGUCCGAGGUGUGCGUAUAAGUUUUCUACGAAUAAUUAGGGUUGCUGCAGCUGGUGGAGCUCGAGGGGCAUCACACAAAAGGCGGAGUUAUUGGGAACGUUG